Messenger RNA from Wyeomyia smithii (pitcher-plant mosquito), 5752 nucleotides. RefSeq lists its product as uncharacterized. Gene Ontology annotation, molecular function: nucleic acid binding. NCBI's taxonomy places the organism in Eukaryota, Metazoa, Arthropoda, Insecta, Diptera, Culicidae. The transcript has 3 exons. The record is from RefSeq and is a predicted model, not a curated record. Gene Ontology annotation, biological process: DNA integration. Bases 1037 to 5752 code for a protein of 1571 amino acids.
CGGCCGAUGAACAACCCUGGAUGCUCAACUGUCUACGAGUGCAUUGACAGAUGAAAGGAAGUGGAGAAAAAGGUAAAAGUUGUCAGAGUGAGCUCGCUUAAGUUACUGAUAAACGAGGUUCAGAAGAAGUUCUUAUACUACUGGAAUUAGAUUACAUUUAAAAUUAUACUUACAUCUAAUAAUUCAUUGUUAUUAUACCUACAUCUAACUUAAACUAUUAGUACGGGUUUUCUUAUAAGCUAAAAGUCUGGAUUACUCCGUUAUAGUUAGUACGAAUUUCUAAAAGUACGGGCUGUUCUAAUACAGGUUGUUAUAGUACGGAUAAACAACAGAAGGAGACUAAACGGAUUUACAACUCUGUUCCUGUACAAUAAAAACGAGUUUAAAACCGGGAAAAAAUCUGUCUGUUCGUUGCUAUCGCAACAUUUUGUAAAUCCGUUUACGAUCGGGGGUUCAAGUUAUUCGGUAUGUCAAAGAAAAGUGAUGGGCGAGCGGCAUCACCCAAGCCACUGCCGGGUGUUAGUUGCGAAAUAUGUCGGAAACCGGAUAAUGACCGUAUGGUAGCGUGUGAUUCGUGCGAUCAGUGGUAUCAUUUCGCGUGUGUUAGCGAGGAUUCGAGUGUACAGGAUCGGGAGUGGUGCUGUCUGAAAUGUGUUGAAGCAGCGAAGCAACAUCCAUCUGGUACAUCAACCCCUAACAGCAAUACUGGAACGAUACCAAAGCCGGGAACUGGCCAACCAACGGAUUCGAAGCUGGAAGAAUAUUUACGGACGCAAUUAGCGGCGAUGCAGAAAAGGUUUGAGCGAAUUCUUAAGGAAAAAGACGUACUGCGGACGAACGAGCUUAAGGAUCAAAGGGCUAAAUAUGAACAAGAGCUGAGAGAUUCGGAGCGGCGAGUACUAGAACAGGUGGAAAGACAACACCAGUUAACCGGGUCAAACGGAAUAGGACCGACGGCGAGUUCGACUGGUUCGACUGGUUGCCGCGAAUCAACGAACAGGAUGUUCCCCAGGAGAAUGAGGUUAUAGUGAAUGAAAUGAAAAUGCUGGAAGAAAUGCAGGCACUGGAAAGGAAGCAUUUGGAAGAGCGAAAUCGACUUCUUCUUCGGCAAGCACAUGCUGAUGGAGGCUCGGCUAGCGGAAGUACUGGACUGAAUCCCUUGGCUACAGGGUUUCAGCCGAGAGCUAGUGACUUUCCCGGAUAUGUUUCGUUGAGUCAAAACCAGAUCUCUGCGCGACAGGCUGUUAAUAAGGAACUACCCAUGUUUUCAGGGAACCCAGAAGAGUGGCCGCUUUUCAUAGCGAGUUACGAAAAUUCGACAAGGAUUUGCGGAUAUAGCGAUGAAGAAAACUUGCUGCGACUCCAACGAAGUUUGAAGGGAAAGGCGUUGGAACUGGUGCGUUGCCGCCUUCUUCAUCCUGCCAAUUUACCGGGAAUAAUUUCGACACUGAAAACUCUUUUCGGGAGACCGGAGAUUAUUGUUCACACUCUGGUGAAUAAGAUACGGGAGAUGCCAGCGCCGAGGGCAGAGAAAUUGCACACACUGAUAGAUUUCGGAGUGGCAGUGCAAAAUGUCUGCGCAACCAUCGCGGCUUCAGGUCUCGACGAGUACAUGUGCAACGUGGCUCUGCUCCAAGAAUUAACCGAAAAACUGCCACCAUCUAUUCGGUUGAAUUGGGCCUUUCAUCGACAACAUCUACCCAGAGUUACGCUCUUAGAACUCGGGGAUUGGUUGGGAGAAUUGGUUGAGGCGGCAAGUGCAGUCACAAUGCCAUCAAUGAGUGUUCCGAAACCAGAAAGACGUGGCAGAAAGGAGGAUUAUAUUAAUGUUCACUCCGAGAGCAACCCCAUCACCGAAGCAAAUGCAAGGGAUCGUCUGCAGAGAGCUGUAAAAGGGUGCAAUGUAUGUUUGAAUGACUGUAGCGGUCCAGAGAAGUGCCAAAAGUUUCUCAACAUGGACGUCGGGUCCCGUUGGACCUUUGUCAAGGAACAGAAGCUGUGUAGGAAGUGUCUACGGAAGCAUUUCGGUGCCUACCAAGUCAAAACGCCAUGCGGGAGGAAUGGGUGCACAUUUAUGCACAGUAAGUUGCUUCACGACGACAAGCGAUAUAGUAAGACAGUAACGUCCGAAUCAGAGAAGUCGACUGAGGGUACAUCAACGCAGAGCUGUAACACGCAUUCGAAGGCAACGAAGAAGGUCUUGUUCCGGUACGUUCCCGUGACUAUAUAUGGCAAGGGAAAGCAAGUGAAAACCUUCGCCUUCCUUGAUGAUGGGUCAUCGGCAACCUUAAUGGAGCACGGUUUGUUGAGAGAACUAGGUCUUAAAGGAACUUCGUAUCCACUAUGCCUCGACUGGACAGGUGGUCACCAACGUCGUGAAAACAACUCGGUAGUGUUGGCAUUGAAGAUCUCAGGAAUAAAGGACACCAGCGAGAUUUUUGAGCUCCCGGAAGUCCAUACGGUUCAGGAUCUUUCUCUCCCGAAGCAGUCGGUAUCAGUAUCGCAGAUGAACGUCAAGUUCAGCUAUCUAAAAGGGCUGCCCCUGGAAUCCUAUGAGAAUGUGUCCCCACGAAUCCUAAUAGGAAUGAACAACUGUCGUCUAGGCUCUGCCCUGAAAAGUGUAGAAGGUGGUAGAAAUGAACCGAUGGCGUCUAAAACCCGCCUUGGCUGGAUAGUUUACGGUCUAUGCCCAAUGGAACUCAGUCGGAAAGAUUCUGGUCAUAAUGGGCACCAUAGUUUUCACAUAUGCCCGUGUGUGAAGGAGGAGGAAAAGGAUCUUAAUACUGCCUUGAAAGAGUUCUUCUCGAUCGAGUCCACGGAGAUCUCCGGAACACCUAAACUGAUAGCUUCGAAGGAUGAAGAGCGAGCAAUAAAAAUCCUAUCUUCCGAAACACGACUGAUUGGAAACUGCUACGGGACAGGUCUUCUGUGGCGUUACGAUCGAAUGAACCUACCCGACAACAAGGGAAUGGCUUUGAAACGCUGGGCUUGUCUGCAAAAACGAAUGAAGCGAGAACCUGAGCUAGCCGCAACAAUGCGUGCGAAGAUGUCUGAAUACGAGAGUAAAGGCUACAUUCGGCGGCUCUCCGAGGCGGAGAAGGUGGAGAGGCGUCCCAAGGACUGGUACCUACCAAUAUUUCCGGUCACUAACCCGAACAAACCCGGGAAGCUGAGAAUAGUGUUCGAUGCGGCGGCAAAGAUUAACGGAGUUUCGCUAAACUCGUUCCUCCUUACGGGACCUGAUCAACUGGUAUCACUCCUUGCUGUUUUAUACAAGUUCCGUGAGUUCCGUGUAGCCGUAGUAGGAGACAUCCGGGAGAUGUUCUUCCAAGUUCGGAUGAAGGAGCAAGACCAGCGAAGUCAAAUGAUCCUGUGGGCUAGCGGAAAGCCGGACGAUGAGCCAGACGUGUACGUAGUAACAGUCAUGACGUUCGGCGCAGCUUGUUCGCCGAGUAGUGCCCACUAUGUUCAAAACCAUAACGCGGACAGAUUCGAGGAGCAGUAUCAAAGAGCGGUCGAGUGUAUCAAGUAUGAACACUAUGUCGACGACAUGUUGGCGAGCGUUGAGACUGUGGAGGAAGCUGUGAAGUUAGCCAGGGAAGUACGGUUAAUUCAUUCUCAAGGAGGUUUCGAGAACUGGCUGUCCAAUUCCAGUGUCGUGAUCGAUAGCUUGCGUGAAAAUCAUACCAUGGAGAAGAACAUGAGCUUCUGUGCGGAAACGUCAACGGAAAAGGUACUCGGAAUGUGGUGGUAUAUUGCAAGUGACACAUUCACCUUCAAGCUGUCGCCGAAACAAAAUAUGGAACUGCUGUCCGGCGUCAGAAUGCCUACGAAGCGCGAAGUUCUAAGAACAUUGAUGGCGGUGUAUGACCCCAUGGGUAUCAUCGGUAACCUUCUUAUCUACUUAAAGAUUCUGCUUCAGGAAAUCUGGCGUUCGGGUUGCACAUUGGAUCAGACAAUCAGUGGAAGACUGGCCGAAAAGUGGUUGACGUGGAUCGAAGCACUGCCGAACGUGCGCCAAGUCAAGCUUCCUCGUUGCUAUCGAUCUAGGACAUCUGCUGAACUGUCUAAUCACGUCGAACUACAUACGUUUUGUGAUGCGAGCGAGAAUGGAAUGGCUGCAGUCUCCUAUUUCAGAUUCGAAGAAGAAGGGAAGGUAGAAUGUGCGCUGAUUGGAUCGAAAACGCGUGUAGCUCCUUUGAAGUUUCUUUCGAUACCGCGUCUCGAGCUGCAGGGUGCAGUGAUCGGAACUCGACUCGCCGAGUAUAUUGCCAAAUCACACCAAACUAAAAUCAUACGCCGCGUCUUCUGGACCGACUCCCGCGAUGUUAUAUGCUGGUUACGGUCAGAUCAUCGACGCUACAGCCAAUUCGUGGCCUUCAGGGUCAGCGAGAUGCUCGACACCGCAGAGGUGCACGAGUGGAGAUGGUUGCCUACUAAAGCAAACGUGGCAGAUGAAGGUACAAAAUGGCAAAGAGUGCCAGAUCUUUCGCCAAAUAGUCGUUGGUUUCAAGGGCCAGACUUCUUGUGGGGGCCAGAAAACAAAUGGCCAGGCCAUAAUACAGAUCAUGGUACGACCUUAGAAGAGAUCCGACCCAGUAUUCUCCAUCACACAAUUACCGAAUUUCCGAUAAACUUUGAACGGUUUUCGAAGUGGAAGCGACUCCUGAGAUCAAUUGGAUACUGCCACCGCUUCAUCAUAAAUGUUCGCAAGAAAAGGAAAGGUACCGCCAUGGAGCUUGGCGCUCUUACGCAGGAGGAGCUAAAACUCGCAGAAAAUACAAUUUAUCGAUUUGUUCAACGGCAAACUUACGCCGAUGAAAUUCAGUUAAUCCGCAGCAGUAUCUCGACGAAGUCGCCAUGGAAACAUACGUUGCCCAAAACGAGUUCACUGUACAAGUUGAGUCCUACACUUGAUGAACACGGUGUCCUACGGAUGCGAGGGCGUAUCGAAGCCUGCGAGUGGGUGGACGAAGCCACAAAAAAUCCCAUAAUACUACCGAGACAGCACUAUGUGACUGAUUUGGUGAUCGCUGACUACCAUGUAGCGUACCGUCAUCAGAACCACCACACAGCAAUGAACCAGAUCCGGAUGAAGUACAACAUCCCUCGGCUCCGUUCAGAGUUCAACCGAGUCCGCAGAAAUUGUCAGCAUUGCAAGAUCCGACGUGCAAGACCCGAUCCCCCAGCAAUGGGAAAUUUACCACGUUCCCGGUUGACAGCUUUCCAGCGACCGUUUUCGUAUACUGGCAUCGACUACUUUGGACCGAUGUCAGUGCUAGUGAACAGACACGUUGAAAAGAGAUGGGGAGUCCUAUUCACCUGCAUGACAACUAGAAGCGUGCACCUUGAAAUCGCACAUUCGUUGACAACAGAUUCAUGCAUACUAGCGCUGCGUAAUUUUGUUGCCAGGAGGGGCCCGCCGCUACAGAUCGUUAGCGACCGCGGGACAAACUUCAUAGGAGCUUCCCGAGAACUGCGCGAAGCCUUGAGGCAGGUCGACGAGGAGAAACUCAAGACCGAGUUUGUCGGUCCUGACACUGAGUGGACGUUUAAUCCCCCAUCCGCUCCGCACUUUGGAGGCUGUUGGGAACGUUUAGUCCAGUCCGUCAAAAAGGUAUUGAACGAGUUUGACCCCCCUCGCCUACCUUCAGAUGAAAUUUUGCGAUCCAUGCUCAUGGAGAUCGAAAUGAUUCUAAACUCCAGACCACUCACUGACAUACCACUUGAUAAUGACAAUGAACCCCCCUAA